UCUUGCGCUGCUAAGACUACGCCUAUCGUCUCAUCAGCUACAGGUGUACGAUCUCCCAGGACCAGGUUCAGUAUGGGGGACUCCGACGAUGGAGCACGAAGGAAGGGGCACGGUUUCCGCUACGAAGAGCUGGUCAUCGCCCUGGUCUUCCUCCGCUGUGUCAGGAAGCAACUCUCCGACUUUGCAAUUCAUUCCGACAGCUUGGACGCGGGUAAAUUUGACGACGUCGUAGUCACCUGGAACGGAAGUCAAGAUAAAUACUCCUUCCUCGUGCAAGUGAAGCAUAAGACGUCUGGAGUGAUCAGAAGAGGAGACCUAUUUUCAGACGGUGACAACAAACCCGAUUUCAACAUAAGGAGGUACGAGGCUUCUUACAGGACCAUUAAAUGUGGUCUGAGAGGCAGGCAGUACGCGCUGGUGAUCUCAACGAACCUCGCCCUGCACGAAAAUGCCUUGGAUUGUUUCUGCGUGCGACAGGCAAAGUCUGUCGUAGGCGCAGACCUACUGCACACCGGCGGUACAAUUUAUCAGCUCAACCCAGAGGAGGUUACUUUUGACUCCGAUUUUAUGGAUCAUUUCUUCAUGUUUUGCAGUCAGAAGGGCGUCAACGAAAUGAGAGACGCCAUCUGCGAGGAACUCAAACAACUAUUAGGGUCUCCUGGAGACGAUAAAAUCAACAGUGCAUUCGAGGAAUUGUGCAAGUGUGUGGAGAAAUGGAAAGAUAGGCAAUGUAAAAACCCUGAGCGCUUAACCAGCAGCUGGUCUGAGUGGGAAGACAUUGAAAACCGGUACAAAUCUAGUUUAUGUACUAUUUUAUGAGUCUGCUGGUAAUCUUUUUCGUUACCUUUGCUUUUGAAAGGUUACCAAAUUAAAUAGCUUAGAUUCGUUCAUCCCCUCCCCCCUCAAAAAUUGCAAUUCAAUGAAAUUGUGUUUCAGUAUUGUUAUGACUGUAGGUACAGGUAAGAACAUAUAUCGUAGACUGAUUUUUAUAGUUACCUAUAUGUAUGAUGCAGCCUAGCGCCAAUAACCUGUUUACUCCUAAGAUAAAAAAAGUUCAGGAAAGUUUUCUUUUCAUAUUUUCCAGCAAACUAAUAAACGAGUAGGCCACAUACGCAAAUGAAAUAUUUUUUUAUGAUUCACUAAGGCAUAAAUGAAGGUCAA
Schistocerca nitens (vagrant locust) is the source of this 1161-nucleotide messenger RNA. RefSeq lists its product as uncharacterized. The record is from RefSeq and is a predicted model, not a curated record. The transcript is spliced from 2 exons. Bases 73 to 819 code for a protein of 248 amino acids. Lineage: Eukaryota; Metazoa; Arthropoda; Insecta; Orthoptera; Acrididae.